Brugia malayi is the source of this 168-nucleotide messenger RNA. The record is from the annotation of a RefSeq genome assembly. Lineage: Eukaryota; Metazoa; Nematoda; Chromadorea; Rhabditida; Onchocercidae.
UUUGCUUCACAAAUUGGUUCAGGGUUAACAGGUGUUCUAUAUGUGCUUGAUGAACCAUCAAUAGGCCUUCAUCAAUGUGAUAAUGAUCGAUUAAUUGCCACACUUAAAAACCUGAGAGAUAUGGGAAACACCGUAAUCGUUGUUGAGCAUGAUGAAGAUACAAUAAUG